Schizosaccharomyces cryophilus OY26 is the source of this 1158-nucleotide messenger RNA. Its product is annotated as DNA-directed RNA polymerase I. Gene Ontology annotation, biological process: DNA-templated transcription. Bases 173 to 805 code for a protein of 210 amino acids. Gene Ontology annotation, molecular function: DNA binding; DNA-directed RNA polymerase activity. The record is from RefSeq and is a predicted model, not a curated record. Lineage: Eukaryota; Fungi; Ascomycota; Schizosaccharomycetes; Schizosaccharomycetales; Schizosaccharomycetaceae. The transcript has 3 exons. Gene Ontology annotation, cellular component: RNA polymerase II, core complex; RNA polymerase I complex; RNA polymerase III complex.
UUACCGAGUUCGCCGAAGAACUUCCACCAAAUUUUCUUGAGGUGGGUACCAUCUUCGCGCCUUAAUUGCCUUGUCGGUACCUCCAAUUACCCUUUCCUUCUUUAAUCGGCUACUAAGGGGAAUCAAGCAUUGUAAAUUUACAAAUUGAUUAAAGAUUAAAGUUGUUCUAAGGAUGUCGGCGGACGAAAGAAACAUUGUCAAAGUUUUUCGAGCUUGGAAAACAGCUCAUCAGUUGGUUCAUGAUAGGGGAUACGGCGUCUCUCAAGCAGAACUUGAUCUCACAUUAGACCAAUUCAAGGCAAUGCACUGUGGCAUGGGCCGCAACUUAGAUCGUUCUACUUUAAGUUUUUAUGCCAAACCUCCGGCUGAUUCUGACAAAGGCACCAUUUAUGUUGAAUUUGCGAAGGAGCCAUCGGUAGGCAUUAAGGAAAUGCGUACUUUCGUCCAUACACUGGGGGAUCAUAAUCACAAGACCGGCAUUUUAAUCUACGCUAAUUCUAUGACACCAAGCGCUGCCAAAAUUAUCUCGACUGUUACUGGACAAUUUACGAUUGAAACAUUCCAAGAGAGUGACCUGAUUGUUAACAUCACCCAUCAUGAGCUCGUACCGAAACACAUUCUACUUACUCCGGAUGAGAAAAAAGAGCUUUUAGAACGUUAUAAGCUUAGAGAAACUCAGUUGCCUCGUAUCCAAUUAGCUGAUCCCGUGGCAAGAUAUCUUGGCUUGAAGCGUGGUCAGGUUGUAAAGAUUGUGCGAAAGAGUGAAACUAGUGGAAGAUACAACAGUUACCGUAUAUGUGCCUAAUCUAAAGGAUUGUGUUUAAUAGAUUCUUAAUAUCUCUAUUUCCCUCGCUAUGCUAACGUUCUGGUUUGAGGGCAAAGAAUGUCAUUAACAGGGAAUUCUUAGUCACUAUUUUCGUUCCUUGAUUAAAAAAAGAAAAAGAAAGAAAAUAAGUUAUAAAGUCAAUUGACUACAAUUUUUGCUUUUUUUCUUAAAAACAAAAAAGAAGGUAUUAUCGAAUUUUGACCAUUGUCAGAAAGAGGUUAUUUUCUAUAUCUAUAUAUAUUUGAAAUUUUAGAUUAGGAGGUUCUGUUUAUAUUCUCUCUUUUGACUUCGUCUUUAUGAGGUUUAAAUUUUAAUAAAAGGUUAAAUGGGUU